UUGUUGUUUGUCAACUGCCAUUAAUCUCCAGAAGAAGAAGAAUCAGAAACAGAAACCUCAGGCUCGGGGAUGGAUGUCAACUUUCCGAUAUUUGGGUUGUGGUCGGACAAACGCGGUGAAGUGGCGAUUUAAUCUGUCUUUUCACAGAGUAACAAUAUUAUCCAGGUAACACAUGUUGCCACAGUAAGAUCUCUGCCUUUUUGCUUGGAUGCUGUGCUGAUCUGGUCUUCAUCAGUCUGUGGAAGUCACGCUCCACAGGAUGGCAGACAGUGGAAACCAGUCUUGCCUCCAAGGAUCACAAGACACCCUGUCCUUCUUGGUGUGUUUGUUUCAUGUGUGGGAAGACUGGGCCGGCCUGGAGCAGCUCGAGGACUACCUGAGCUUUCUGGAAUACCUCUUGUGGGUCUUCACCCCUCUUGUUGUUGUUUUUCUUGUGCCAUUCCUCAUUGUUAUCCUCCUUUAUCUCUCAAUACUCUUCCUUCAUGUCUAUAAGAGGAAGAAUCAGCUGAAGGAAGCUUAUAGCAACAACUUGUGGGAUGGAGCCAGAAAAACAUUGGCUACCCUGUGGGAUGGACAUGGAGCCAUAUGGCAUGGUUAUGAGGUCCAUGGAAUGGAGAAGAUUCCCAACAGAGGACCAGCUCUAAUAGUGUACUAUCAUGGAGCCAUACCUAUAGAUUACUAUUACUUCCUGGCCCGUGUUAUCAUUCAGAAAGGACGUACCUGCCAUUCUGUAGCUGACCACUUCCUCUUCAAGAUUCCUGGUUUCAAGUUGCUGUUAGAGGUCUUCUCAGUGAUCCAUGGUCCUCAGGAAGAGUGUGUCCGGGCUCUGAGGAAUGGCCACUUGCUUGGUAUUUCUCCAGGAGGAGUGCGGGAGGCAAUGUUUAGUGAUGAGACCUACCAUCUUUUUUGGGGAAAACGCAAAGGCUUUGCACAAGUUGCCAUUGACUGUCAAGUGCCAAUAAUUCCAAUGUUUACUCAGAAUCUACGAGAGGGUUUCAGAUCUCUUGGGACACUAAAAUUAUUUCGGUGGCUGUAUGAAAGAUUUCGUCUUCCUGUAGCUCCGAUUUAUGGGGGAUUUCCUGUGAAAUUUCGAACCUUCCUUGGUGAUCCUAUUCCAUAUGACCCAAACAUCAAUGCUGCUGAGCUAGCAGAAAGAGUGCAGCAGGCGGUCCAGUCCUUGAUAGACAAACACCAGCAGGUCCCUGGGAGCAUCUUGAGAGCCUUGUUAGAGAGAUUCUACACAAAACGCGAAGAUGACCAACAUCAGAAUUAAAAACUACACGUCCCAUUUAUGAUCCGAUUUGGACGUAAGAAGAUGAACUUUAUUGUCCUGGAGGACAUUUUGUUUUGGGUGCAGACUCUGACUGCUGCGUUAUCCAAAAUAUUGCCCAUCCCUUUACAUUCAUACAUCAUACCUGAUGCAUAACAUUCUAACUUACAAAUGACUGGUUGCAUUCUGUAUGCACACUGUCCUAUUGGCUGUUUGUAUUAUGUCACUUGGUGAUUCCUUCAAAUUAUCUUAUAGUAGGAUGGAAAAAAGAAAAAAAAAGUUGUAAAAAGUAAAAUACAUUUUAUCCAUAUUAAAUGUGGUCAAAUAUGGGAAGUAUUUUUGUGAACUGUACAAAAAGUCAAAAUGUCAAAUAAGUGCAAAAUGUCAUUGUAGAUACUUUUUUUUUUCAUUUUAUAUCCAAAAAUGGUGAGGGGUGAGGAGUUCAUGUUACUGUACUUUCAAUUACAGGAACAAUAUUCCAUAUGAAUGACCUCUAUGCAUCAUGAGUGGUUGUACCUGGUUGUGGUCCUGUCACUUUGUUUUGGUGUUUCCUAACCCUGGUCCUCAAGGCACACUGCUCUGCAUGUUUUAGAUAUUUCCCUUCUUAAUGUGAAAUCACCUUUGCUGAAGCAUGGAAACAUCUAAAAUAUGUAGGCCAGUGUGCCUAGAAGACCAAAGUGGGAAACACUGCUAUAGGGAGUGUGCAUCGGUGAAGUGAUGUUAUACCCAAAGCCUUUGAUUCUCAACAACUCGAUUGUUGCAAAUCUUUCACGUUGAUAUUUGGAAUGAACUUUGUGAUCAGCUUCAUUCUCUCUGAUUUGGGUUAAGCUUUGGUCGCUAGUAUUGUUUUUUUUUUUAUCAGGAAAGAUCAGCUGUUUUAUAUGUAUUUAUAUUGAAGAAGUUGAGAGGUCUGUGAUCUUAACGCUACAAAUAUAUAGAUAAAACAAAUUCACAUGAAGGAGAAUAAAUUCAACAGAUGCUGAAAAUAUUAGAAACUUUUGUUUGUGGUGAUGUAUCAAACUACAUUUACAUGUGGUGAUAUGUAAAAGGUACAUAAUCAUCUAUAACUGUUAUUUAAUAUCGGUUCAAUAUUAAUAAGUUAUUUAAUAAGUUCAACUUUCAGUCUGUCCAGCAAACUGAACAGACUGCCAUGAAGACAAUUUCUAUCACUUUUGAUGAACUUCUCUAAAUUUUAAGGGAGGUUUUAAUCUUACAUCUGAGCUGUUACAAAACAGCUCAGAUAUAACUUCUUUUAUGUUUUGAAACUCAAAUAGCAUAAGAAAUCUCCUUGUUACACAUUUAGCUGCUGUGUUGUCUUUGAAAAAUUCCCUGUUAUUUUUGUGUAGAUCAUAGCACUGCUUGGAACAAAACUACAGACAUUCCUGGGAUUCUGCCUUUCGACAUGGUAUUUGCUGUCUUGAUAUUCUGUUAUAAACCACAUUUUUUGCAACCCA
Poeciliopsis prolifica (blackstripe livebearer) is the source of this 2724-nucleotide messenger RNA. RefSeq names its product transmembrane protein 68 (gene tmem68). Bases 260 to 1273 code for a protein of 337 amino acids. The record is from RefSeq and is a predicted model, not a curated record. Gene Ontology annotation, molecular function: acyltransferase activity. Gene Ontology annotation, cellular component: membrane. The transcript has 9 exons. NCBI's taxonomy places the organism in Eukaryota, Metazoa, Chordata, Actinopteri, Cyprinodontiformes, Poeciliidae.